AUGAGUGUCAAGCUUGCGGUAGGAAAACUGGUGCUAAAUGUCAUCUGUGCUCAUGCACCACAAGUAGGAUGUAGUACUGAAGAAAAAGACGAGUUUUGGCAACAACUGGAUGUGGAACUACAGGCGUUACCACAGGAAGAGAGGGUGUUCUUAGGAGGAGACCUAAACGGUCACUUAGUCCUAAUUGUAGUUUUAGAUUGCGAAGUGAAGAGCGCGAAGAGGGGGAAACAGCUAAGCACACCAAAGAUUAAGUGGUGGAAACUAAAAGAAGAACAUCUCAAGGUGGAGUUUAAGGAGAAAGUGAUGAGAGAAGUAACAUCUAAAGAGGACACAAAUGAAUGGUGGGAAGAGAAUAGUAAGGUCAUUAGGAGGGUGGCAGAGGAGGUGCUAGGAAAAACAUCUGGGAAAGGAAUGCCUCAAGGAAAAGAUACGUGGUGGUGGUGUGAGGAAGUUCAAGUUAAGAUCAAGGAAAAGAAGGAGGCAAGAAGAAGGUUUGAAACAUCAAGUAGAGAGGAAGAUCGAGCAGCAGCAAAAUCAGCCAAUAAAGAGGCACAAGCACAAGCCAAAGCAAGAGUAAUGGGCAAAAUCUAUGAAGAGUUGGAAACAACAGAAGGACAGAAAAAUAUAUAUUUGUUAGCAAAGAGGAGAAAUAGAGCGACAAAAGAUUUCACACAGAUAAAACAGGUAAAGGAUGGAGAAGGAAGACUACUCAGUGACGAGAAUGAAAUUAGGAAUAGAUGGAAGGUCUACUUUGAAAAGCUACUGAAUGAGGAGAAUGAGAAGAGAGUUUUAGGAGAAGGUACUUCAAAUGAGAGAGAAACGCCAGAAAUAGAAACACAAGAAGUAAAGGAGGCCUAG
Penaeus indicus is the source of this 858-nucleotide messenger RNA. RefSeq lists its product as uncharacterized. The record is from RefSeq and is a predicted model, not a curated record. Gene Ontology annotation, biological process: chromatin remodeling. Bases 1 to 858 code for a protein of 285 amino acids. Gene Ontology annotation, cellular component: nucleus. The transcript is spliced from 2 exons. Lineage: Eukaryota; Metazoa; Arthropoda; Malacostraca; Decapoda; Penaeidae.